This is a messenger RNA of Drosophila subobscura, 1303 nucleotides long. Its product is annotated as lipase 3. The record is from RefSeq and is a predicted model, not a curated record. The coding region runs from base 1 to 1290 and encodes 429 amino acids. The transcript has 3 exons. Lineage: Eukaryota; Metazoa; Arthropoda; Insecta; Diptera; Drosophilidae. Gene Ontology annotation, molecular function: hydrolase activity, acting on ester bonds. Gene Ontology annotation, biological process: lipid metabolic process.
AUGUCCAGCUUACACAUCAGUCUCAAAUUCGCUUUGGUAUGGAUUUUCCUUGCCGCAGUCGUUGAGAGUGCUCCUCUGGAUCCUGCGGAGGAAGUCACCGACUUCUAUCAGCUGUUCAACAAUCCCGAUGCGCAGCUAUCUUUGGCCAAGGCACCCACCACGCUUGAUUACAUCACAGAGCACGGCUAUCCAGCGGAGCGGCAUUAUGUGACUACCGAAGAUGGCUAUGUCGUCAGCAUCUUCCGCAUUCCCUACUCACACAAUCUGCAUAAUGAGCAACAGCAGCGUCCCAUCGCCUUUAUCCAGCACGGGCUCUUUGCCAGUUCCGAUGGCUGGCCCUGCCUAGGCCCCGACGAUGCUCUGCCCUUCCUGCUCUCGGAUGCUGGAUUCGAUGUUUGGCUGGGUAACGCCCGUGGUAAUCGCUACUCCAAAAACCAUACUUCCCUCUCCACAAGGCAUCCAAAAUUUUGGCGUUUCAGCUGGCAUGAGAUUGGCUACUACGACAUUGCAGCCUCCAUCGACUACACUCUUGCCACUGAGAACGGCAAGAGGCAGAAGAGCAUCCACUAUGUGGGCCACUCGCAGGGCACAACUGUCAUUUUCGCUUUGCUGUCCUCGCGGCCGGAGUACAAUGCGAAGAUCAAAACAGCUCAUAUGCUGGCCCCGGUGGCGUUUAUGGAUCACAUGGAUGAUUUUAUGGUGAACACACUGUCUCCCUUUCUGGGCGUCAACAAUCUCUACUCGAGGCUCUUUUGCUCGCAGGAGUUUCUGCCCCAUAAUGACUUCGUCUUGGCGUUGUUGUACAACGUUUGCCGUCCUGAUUCCGUGGUCUCUGGUUUCUGUAACAGCAGCAACAGCAGCAAUGAUAACGCAGCCAGAGAAGGACGUACCAAUACGACCGCUUCAACCUUGCUGACUGGCGUCUUUCCUGCUGGUAUCUCCACCGAUCAGAUUCUACACUACAUGCAGGAACAUCAAUCCGGACACUUUCGUGAGUUCGACUACGGCACCAAGAGGAAUCUGAAAUUCUACGGGACGGAUACACCAGCUGAUUAUCCCACCGAUCAGAUUACUGCAGAAAUGCACAUGUGGUACUCGGACAACGAUGAGAUGGCAGCGGUGGAGGAUGUCCUUCGUCUGAGUAUGACACUGCCCAAUGCAGUUAUGCACCACAUGGAUGAUCCGCUAUGGGACCAUGGGGACUUUGCCAUGAACUGGGAGGUGCGCAAGUACAUCAAUGAUCCAAUUAUCGCAAUCAUGAAUGAGCACGAGGAGGCAAACACACAGUGAUUAUAUUUUUAAA